GGCUGCGGGGACCGGACGGGGCGCGCGCGCGGGCGCGGCGGGCCGCGGGGGAGCCGAGUCGGGGCCGGGGUCCGAGCCGCAGCGGGAGGCGCCAGGGCGGCCGGCGGAGAUGGCGGCUGCGGCGACUGCGGCCGCGGCGGCGGAGGAGGGGAUGGAGCCGCGGGCGCUGCAGUACGAGCAGACGCUGAUGUAUGGAAGGUAUACUCAAGACCUCGGGGCCUUUGCCAAAGAAGAAGCAGCUCGGAUCCGCCUGGGAGGGCCGGAAACGUGGAGAGGCCCGCCGUCCCCCCGGACGCCCCCGGAACUCCUGGAAUACAGGAAGAGCCGCUGUGCCCCAUGCCGGAUCUGCUCCGUGCGCUGCCACAAGUUCUUGGUGUCCCGGGUGGGUGAAGACUGGAUCUUUCUGGUCCUGCUGGGCCUGCUCAUGGCGCUGGUCAGCUGGGCCAUGGACUAUGCCAUCGCGGCGUGCCUGCAGGCUCAGCAGUGGAUGUCCCAAGGCUUGAACGCCAACCUUCUGCUCCAGUACCUGGCCUGGGUCACCUACCCCGUGGUGCUCAUCACCUUCUCAGCUGGAUUCACACAGAUCCUGGCUCCUCAGGCUGUCGGGUCCGGCAUCCCCGAGAUGAAGACCAUCUUGCGGGGCGUGGUGCUCAAGGAAUACCUCACGCUCAAGACCUUCGUGGCGAAGGUCAUCGGGCUGACCUGUGCCCUGGGCAGCGGGAUGCCCCUCGGCAAGGAGGGGCCCUUUGUGCAUAUUGCCAGCAUGUGUGCCGCCUUGCUCAGCAAGUUCCUCUCUCUCUUUGGGGGUAUCUAUGAGAAUGAGUCCCGGAACACGGAGAUGCUGGCGGCCGCCUGUGCUGUGGGAGUAGGCUGCUGCUUCGCCGCGCCCAUCGGAGGCGUCCUGUUCAGCAUCGAGGUCACGUCCACCUUCUUUGCCGUCCGCAACUACUGGCGUGGCUUCUUCGCCGCCACCUUCAGCGCCUUCAUCUUCCGUGUUCUGGCCGUCUGGAACCGCGAUGAAGAAACCAUCACCGCUCUCUUCAAAACCCGGUUCCGCCUGGACUUCCCCUUUGACCUGCAGGAGCUGCCCGCCUUCGCAGUCAUCGGGAUUGCAAGUGGCUUCGGGGGAGCCCUCUUCGUCUACCUGAACCGCAAGAUCGUACAGGUGAUGCGGAAGCAGAAAACCAUCAACCGUUUCCUCAUGAAGAAACGCCUGCUCUUCCCAGCACUGGUGACCCUGCUCAUCUCCACGCUGACCUUCCCCCCUGGCUUCGGACAGUUCAUGGCUGGGCAGCUUUCCCAGAAAGAGACGCUGGUCACCCUCUUUGACAACCGGACGUGGGUCCGCCAAGGCCUGGUGGAGGACCUGGAACCUCCCGGAACCUCCCAGGCCUGGAGCCCGCCGCGCGCCAAUGUCUUCCUCACCCUGGUCAUCUUCAUCCUCAUGAAGUUCUGGAUGUCCGCGCUGGCUACCACCAUCCCAGUCCCCUGCGGGGCCUUCAUGCCCGUCUUCGUCAUUGGAGCGGCAUUUGGGCGGCUGGUGGGUGAGAGCAUGGCGGCCUGGUUCCCAGAUGGCAUCCACACGGACAGCAGCACCUACCGGAUCGUGCCAGGGGGCUAUGCGGUGGUGGGGGCAGCCGCCCUGGCGGGAGCGGUGACACACACAGUGUCCACGGCCGUGAUCGUGUUCGAGCUGACGGGCCAGAUCGCCCACAUCCUGCCUGUCAUGAUCGCCGUCAUCCUGGCCAACGCGGUGGCGCAGAGCCUGCAGCCCUCCCUCUACGACAGCAUCAUCCGCAUCAAGAAGCUGCCGUACCUCCCGGAGCUGGGCUGGGGCCGCCACCAGCAGUACCGUGUCAGGGUGGAGGAUAUCAUGGUGCGGGAUGUCCCCUACGUGGCGCUCAGCUGCACCUUUCGUGACUUGCGGGUGGCACUGCACAGGACCAAGGGCCGUAUGCUGGCCCUCGUGGAGUCCUCUGAGUCCAUGAUCCUGCUGGGCUCCAUCGAGCGCUCCCAGGUGGUGGCGCUGCUGGCGGCCCAGCUGAGCCCCGCGCGCCGGCGGCAGUACCUGCAGGAGCGGAGGGCGGCCCAGACCUCCCCCGCGUCCGAUCAGGAGAGUCCCCCCAGCCCCGAGACUUGCGUCCGCUUCCAGGUGAACACGGAGGAGUCAGGCUUCCCUGCACCCCGGGGGGACACUCACAAGCCUCUGAAACCUGCUCUCAAGCGGGCGUCCAGCAACUUGGGGGAGAGCCCCGUAGGUAACGUGGAGCAGGCUGGCAUCGCCCUGCGGAGCCUCUUCUGCGGCAGCCCACCCCCCGAAGCGUCAGAGUCCAAGUCGGAACCCUGCGAAAGGCGCAAGCUGAAGCGAGUCCGAAUCUCCCUGGCUAGCGACUCGGACCUGGAAGGCGAGAUGAGCCGGGAGGAGAUUCUGGAGUGGGAAGAGCAGCAGUUGGACGAGCCCGUUAACUUCAGCGACUGCAAGAUCGACCCAGCGCCUUUCCAGCUGGUGGAACGCACUUCUCUGCACAAGACACACACCAUCUUCUCGCUGCUGGGAGUGGACCACGCUUACGUCACCAGCAUCGGCCGACUCAUCGGCAUCGUCACCCUCAAGGAGCUCCGGAAGGCCAUCGAGGGCUCUGUCACAGCCCAGGGCGUGAAGGUCCGGCCACCUCUGGCCAGCUUCCGGGACAGUGCCACCAGCAGCAGCGACACGGAGACCACCGAGGUGCACGCGCUCUGGGGGCCCCGCUCCCGCCACGGGCUCCCCCGGGAAGGCAGCCCCUCUGACAGCGACGACAAGUGCCAGUGAGCAGCCCCGCCGUGCCACGCCAUGGGCCCUUCUGCCAAGGGCACGCAGCGCUCGGGGGCCGAGCCCCACCACCCACCGCGCCCUCCCAGACCAGGGUUCACUCUGCCCGGACCCCACUGCAGCUCCCCGGCGGCAGGAAAUCAAGCGUCCCGGCAGGGAGGGGUGGGGUUACCGGACCCCCCUGCCCUCCACUUUGAGGGGGGCGGGGAGAGAACUAGGAUGGGUUUAUACUGGAACCUCCAAAUGACCAGAUGUAUAUAGAGAUUUACAAAGAUUUUUAUAUUAAUUUAAUAAAACAAAUUCUUAAAUAGAACAAAAUAAACACCUAAUGAGCCACUUAUAUAUAGAAUGUCUGUGCCCAUCAGCUCUUGUUCUUACCUGCCAAAGUCUACAGGGCUCCGAAUCCUGCAGCCGCCCUCACGGCCACCCCCUGCCCCCGUCCCCCUGGCCCCCGGCCCUAGAACUCCGGGGCCCCGUGGGCUCCAGAAAAACGUAGAAUCUGCGGAGGCCUCCACCGACUCAUCACCCAACACCCUGCCUGGGGCGGAGGCCCCCCAGGACGGUAGCUUUGGCCUUUUUGUUCAGCCGAGAAAGGCACUAACCUCUUUCCUCCCCAAAGAGAGUUCCUCCCUCUGGACUCACUCAUUGGCACCAUUCCUGCCCCGCGUGGGGGCAGCAGCGGCCCGGGAGGGCCCCCUAGUGGCCGUCUCGAGCAGCACACCCGAGCCCCAGCUCUGCAGCAAUUACUGAGUCCGCCCUGGAGAUACAGGACCAGGGGCUGGGGAAGGACCCAGCCCCCCCCACACACCAACCCCCAGCCCCGACCCCUCUCCCCUCCCUCCAGCAGGGCCAGGGGAAGGGUGCAGGGCACGGGUUUCUGUCAUGCCGAUGCCUGCCAGGGAAGAUGAGACUGUAAGAACAGACCCCAACCCCUCUUUCUUUAGGAAAAAGAAAAGAUUUAGAGAUGAUGGUGAGAGGGGAUGCACAGCACAAGCCUGGCUGGGCUGGGGGCUGGGGCGGGGAUGAGAUUGGUCACUGCACACGGACGGAUGGGAGGUGAGGAGAGCAGCAGAAGAGAGAGGCGUGGGGCAGGCACGGGGGGGGGGUCAGGUUCCCUCUCCCCAACCCCCCUGCCCCUCCCCA
Sorex araneus (European shrew) is the source of this 3955-nucleotide messenger RNA. It is a transcript of the gene CLCN2, whose product is annotated as chloride voltage-gated channel 2. The coding region runs from base 110 to 2812 and encodes 900 amino acids. Gene Ontology annotation, biological process: transmembrane transport; chloride transport. Lineage: Eukaryota; Metazoa; Chordata; Mammalia; Eulipotyphla; Soricidae. Gene Ontology annotation, cellular component: membrane. The record is from RefSeq and is a predicted model, not a curated record. The transcript is spliced from 24 exons. Gene Ontology annotation, molecular function: voltage-gated chloride channel activity.